Molecule: messenger RNA, 1421 nt
Organism: Callithrix jacchus (white-tufted-ear marmoset)
Lineage: Eukaryota; Metazoa; Chordata; Mammalia; Primates; Cebidae
Gene: IGFLR1
Product: IGF like family receptor 1
Cellular component (GO): plasma membrane
Source: RefSeq, a predicted model, not a curated record
CCCUAACAGUAUUGUUAGGGGGACACCUUUGUGCUGAAAACCUUAGCACUUUCCAUCUGAGACUUCUUCAAGGGGGAGAGAUCUGGUUGUGGCGCGUGGGAGGAGUCCUAGCCCCGAGGAGAUUAGGAUUCAAAGGAGUUUCACUCUUGCUGAUCAGGCUGGAAUGCAAUGGCACAAUCCAGGUCCACUGCAACCUCCACCUCCUAGGUUCAAGCAAUUCUCCUGCCUCAGUCUCCUAAGUAUCUGGGAUUACAGGCACCUGCCACCACACCCAGCUAAUGUAUUUUUAGUAGAGAUGGUGCUUUGCCAUGUUGGCUAGGCUGGUUUUGAACUACCGAUCUUAGGGGAUCCACCUGCCUCAGCCUCCCAAAGUGUUGGGAUUACAGGCAUGAGCCACUGCGCUGGGCCAUUUUUUUUUGGUUUUGGUUUUAGAGAUAAGGUCUUCCCUAGGCUGGUCUGGAAUCGGUGACUCAAGCAAUCCUCCCACCUUGGCCUCCCUAGUAGCAGGGACUAUAGGCAUGAAGCACUGCACUUGGUAAAGUGCUUUUUGUUUUUUGUAGAGACGAGGUUUCAUUUGGUUGUCCAGGCUGAUUUCAAACUCCUGGGCUCAAGUGAUCCACAUGUCUUGGCUUCUCAAAGUGUUGGGAUUACAGGUGUGAGCCGCCGCACCCAGCCUCUGUUUUACUUCUAAUAACGGUUCUAAUUCUCCAUGAUAACCCUAUGAGACAGAUGCUAUUAUUGUCUCAUUUAGGUAUGGGAAAGGGACGGUGGGUAGGUGAGGACAUGGCAGAGGUGGGAUAUGCAUUCUUGCAAUCUAGAUCCCGCAGCCCACUUUCUUAGACCCCUUGUGGCCUUGGCUUUUCUGAUAACCGGCUGAGUUGGGGAAUAGAUUACAGGCUUCCGAAGGAGCGUGGGAAUUCUGUUCCCCCACAUCACCGUGUCCUUUCUUCGGCCCGGUUUCCCCGGCAAAGUGUGGCAGAGGCGCUGUGUUUGGAAGUCCCGCUAUCACGGCCCCCCAGAUGGGGCCUGGACUACGCCUCUUGACGGCCUUGCUGCUUCUGGCCCUGGCACCACCUCCAGAAGCCUCCCAGUACUGCGGCCGCCUUGAAUACUGGAACCCAGACAACAAGUGCUGCAGCGUCUGCCUGCAGCGCUUCGGGCCGCCCCCCUGCCCAGACUACGAGUUCGAGGAAAACUGCGGGCUCAAUGACCACGGCGAUAUCAUAAAGCGUGCGUUCCGAGAGUGUCCUCCUGGGCGGUGCAACCCCGACGGCGCCGAGCUAUGUAGCCCCUGCGGCGGCGGAGCCACGAUCCCCACUCACGCCGCGGGCGGGGGCAGAACCCUGUGGCGCUGCAGAGAGGCGCCCUGGAGACGGGGGACACAUGGAAGGAGGUUUCUCUACUUCCACUCCUGAGCAGGG